UGCGCUCACUGACUCCACACCGCCAACAGGGAUGCAGCGAGGGCGCAGCGCAGGCUGAAAAUGGCACCACCACGCGUCCUGUGGAUCUAUCCAUCCCUUUCCCUCCUGUCCUCCGUGCUUCUUUUUCACGCGUUGUCGCCGUGUCGAGCCUUACGGAAUUACCCGGAGAAUGAAGUUACAUUGUUGGACUCCAUGUCAGCCUUAGCCGACCUGGGCUGGGAGGCUUACCCUAAUGAGGGAUGGGAGGAGAUUAGUGUGAUGGAUGAGAGGAACACCCCGAUGAGGACCUAUCAGGUGUGUAACGUCAUGGAGGCCAACCAGAACAACUGGCUGAGGACGCGCCACAUCAGCCGAGAAGGAGCGCAGCGUGUCUACAUUGAGAUCAAGUUCACCCUGAGGGACUGUAAUAGCCUGCCCGGGGUUCCUGGUACCUGCAAAGAGACGUUCAACAUGUACUACUAUGAGUCCAAUAAUGCCAACCUGUGGUUCAUUAAGGAAAGCCAGUAUGUCAAGAUUGAUACUAUCGCUGCAGAUGAGAGCUUUACACAGGUGGAUGUUGGCGACCGCGUCAUGAAGCUGAACACAGAGGUACGCGACAUCAGCAACCUGAGUAAAAAGGGUUUCUACCUGGCCUUCCAGGACCUUGGCGCCUGCAUCGCUCUGGUCUCAGUCAGGGUCUUCUACAAGAAGUGUCCCCUCACUGUGCUUAACUUGGCCCAGUUCCCCGAUACCAUAACAGGCGGAGACACGGCACUGGUGGAGGUCCAUGGCAUGUGUGUGAAUGCCUCAGAGGAAUUUGAGGCUCCCAAAAUGUACUGCAGUGCAGACGGAGGCUGGCUGGUUCCCAUUGGGAGAUGUGUGUGCAAACCGGGCUUCGAGGAAAACAAGGACAUCUGCCAGCCCUGCAGACCCGGUACAUACAAAGCUUCUGCCUCUGAUGCCUACUGCACCAAAUGUCCUCCUCACAGCUCGUCCCCACAGGAACAAGCCAUCGAGUGUAUUUGCGAAAAAGGCUUCUACCGAGCAGAGAGUGACCCACGCUCAAUGGCCUGCACACGUCCCCCAUCUGCUCCAGAGAACCCCAUCACCACUGUGAACGAGACCUGUGUCACCUUGGAGUGGUCGCCACCCAGAGACACGGGAGGCCGAGGAGAUGUCACCUACAGCCUCCACUGCACAAAGUGUUCUGGUGAUGGAAAGAAGUGCGCACCAUGUGGCAGCAGUGUCCAUUUUAUUCCCAGACAGUUUGGUCUCUCAUCAGCCAGCGUGUUGGUCACUGACCUGCAGCCAGACUCCAACUACACCUUCACUAUUGAGAGCCAAAAUGGAGUGUCAGAAUUAAGUCCUACUCUCAGAGGUGCAGUAGUAAUCAAUGUCACCACAUCACAGACAGUGAGUGUAGUGUUGAAAGAGAGGCGGAGCAAAGACAGUGUGACUUUGGCCUGGCAGGGUCCCGAGAGACCCAAUGGAGCAAUAGUGGAGUAUGAGGUCAUUUACUAUGAGAAGAACCAGCGGGAGCAAAAUUAUACUGUUUUGAAGACUCGCUCCAAUAUGAUGACAGUGGACGGCCUGAAGCCAGGGACCACUUAUGUGUUCAGGGUCAGGGCUCGAACUGACAGUGGCUACGGGAGCUACGGCGGUGAGAUUGAACUAGAAACCAGCCACGAAGAUGUUUUGGCAAUAGGGGACCCCAACCAGUCCACCAUCCUGGUUGUGUCCAUCGCUGGGGGAAUUGUUCUCCUCAUCUUCCUGGUGACUUGCUUUGUUGUCAGUGGCAGACACUGUGGAUAUAUCAAAGCCAAACAAGACCCAGAUGAAGAGAAGAUGCAGUUUCAGCAUAGAAGAGUCAAGCUUCCAGGGAGCAGGACCUACAUCCAUCCUCACACCUACGAAGACCCCAACCAGGCUGUCAGAGACUUUGCCAAAGAGAUUGAUGCUUCCAAUAUCCGCAUAGAGAGAGUCAUUGGAGCCGGAGAAUUCGGGGAGGUGUGCAGUGGUCGGCUGCGUGUGCAAGGAAAGAGGGAGAUCUACGUGGCCAUCAAGAGUCUGAAGGCGGGCUACUCUGACAAACAGAGGAGGGACUUCCUGUCUGAGGCCUCCAUCAUGGGACAGUUUGACCACCCGAACAUCAUCAGGCUGGAGGGUGUCGUCACCAAAUGUAAGCCAGUGAUGAUCAUAACAGAGUUCAUGGAAAAUGGAUCUCUGGACACUUUCCUCAAGAAACAUGAUGGCCAGUUCACAGUGAUCCAGCUGGUCGGCAUGCUGCGCGGCAUCGCCUCAGGUAUGAAGUACCUGUCAGACAUGAGCUACGUUCACAGAGACCUGGCAGCUCGAAACAUCCUGGUCAACAGCAAUCUGGUGUGCAAGGUGUCAGACUUUGGCCUGAGCCGAGUUCUGGAGGACGACCCGGAGGCUGCCUACACUACAAGGGGAGGAAAGAUCCCCAUCAGAUGGACAGCUCCAGAGGCCAUUGCGUACAGGAAGUUCACCUCAGCCAGUGAUGUGUGGAGUUACGGCAUUGUCAUGUGGGAGGUGAUUUCAUAUGGAGAGAGACCCUACUGGGAGAUGUCCAAUCAGGAUGUAAUCAAAGCAAUAGAUGAAGGCUACCGUCUUCCCGCUCCAAUGGACUGUCCUAUGGUGUUGCACCAGCUGAUGUUGGACUGCUGGGAGAAGGGACGCAGUGACAGGCCAAAGUUUGGACAGAUUGUCACAAUACUGGAUAAGCUCAUCAGAAACCCAGCAAGCCUCAGAGAUUUGGCCAACAGCUCAGUAUGCACUGAGGACCCAUCCACCCCCGAGUUCAGUGUCAGCACAGUGGAUGAGUGGUUGGAGGCCAUCAAGAUGGGCCAGUAUAAAGAGAACUUUUCCAGUGCUGGAUAUGUCAGCUUGGACUCAGUCCUCUACAUCAGUGUCAGUGAAUUGGCUAAGAUGGGUGUGAGUUUGGCCGGCCACCAGAAGAAGAUUUUGGCCAGCGUGCAGAGCCUGCAAACCCAGGGGACCAAGUAUAACAGUUUCCACAUCAACACAUACUGAGCCAGGGCCAAAAUGGAUGCUCCUGUAAAGAGUUGCCCCUCUAAAAUGGAGUUGUAAUGGAUACUCUGUGCUCAGGCCUCCAUUGAUUUUGAAACACACUAAAUGGGAGACAACAUGUACACUUGACUCCUUCACUUUCUUGCAGUUUCACCAUUUUUCCCACCCUUGAUGGACACUACCGGUUUUAGCACUCAGAGUCCCAGCAACAGAACCACUAUUAUGGAGCCACAGAGAGACACAUCCAACAACAAGGCAACAUCCCAGAUCACAUCAUAUCAGCUCAACAAAAGAAGAAAAAAAAUUUAAGAAAAGAGAUGACAAAAAAUACACACAAACAAAUUAGAAUAUAUAUCAUCACUGUCUGUGAGGUGUACAAUUGGUUUUUACUGUCAUUUUGUUUAUUUUGAGUUUUCACCUUGAAGUUUAAAAAGGGUCAGAAGAUAUGUAUAUGUGUAGAUAUGUUUAUAUGGGAUGUGUGUCCCACAAUCGUAGAGAUGGACCUAACGUUUGUAUUGGUGGUGAGGUUUAUAUCGCUCAACCUUAAUAGGAAUUAUUACCUAGUACCUGUAUGGCCCCUUCCCCUGCUCUCUGUAGGAACAGGAAGCCAAUGAAUGAGCCUGAAUGACAUGAAUGUGUGGGGUGCGGGGAAAAGAAAAACUGGACCUUUAGAGAUAGAGAGCGAUGUAGGUUUUGCUAGCUUAUUUAAGAUGGAAGUAUAAUUUGUUUACAUAACGUAUUUGACCAGGACAAGGGCUUCCCUAGGGACUGCUUUCAGACACACUUCCACAGCAACUAGGCCCAGUGUAUGUUUGCUAGUCUGCUUGCACUUAUGGCGUAACGGAGUGCAAAAACAACUUCCGAAGGUGCACAGAAAUUUUUACUCUUCCAUAACUGUUUAUUCCAAACAACUAUCUAUUGAGCUGUUACAGUGUGAUGUUGUUGGGAAUAUUUCAGCCUAAGAGUUUGCCUUCCCGUGUUUCAGGUGUAUUAGGAAACUUAUACUGUAGUGUUUGGUGUAGAGCAAAGGUGAUGCAAAGGUCAUGACAGCACUGACACUGUUAAGAGUGUGUAACUUGUUUUUUCAUUGUACCAUGUACAGUAACCUUAAAAUCUUCAUCUGUGCAACAUACCUCCAAUCCCACUAUAACAUUUCCUUUCACCAACUCCCCUGGCUGCAUUGUUACACAAGGCUACUCACACCAGUAAUUACAGUGUUUUGUCUAACAGAGUGUCAUAGUAGUGAGUCCUAAAACCUGGAACUUAGCGUUUUUGACAUUCUGGUUCCCGGGCCCUGAGGUCAAUGGGGUGUUUUUUGAAUGGGUUUCUGGUUAGAAACUUGACAUAAGGUCUGUGGUUAACACAAGGUCAGUACAUUUUAAUGGUUUGUUCUACAAAAUACACCAGUAAAUACCCCACUAAUGAUUUUUUAUGCUUUUACAUGUCUUAAAAAAGGCAGUUGCUAACAAGCGGGUAAAUGAGACUACAGAUACUCUUUGGGAUAUUAAAAGUCAUCACACAGAACACGAAGACUCACUAGCCCACCUUUAUAGCCUCAUUGUGUUUAUACUUGCUCACUUGCAAAUUAUUCUAACUGACACAGCCAUGAUCAGUAGCCAGAUCAAAUCAUGCUAGGAGGAAAGGAUUUUGCAGAAGCGGUAAGUGCUCUAAAUCAAAUUAUGAGCUUGAAGCUGUAAUGGUAAUGCUGAAGUCAUGGGACUGUGGUGUAGUUUGUUUAAAGCCUAGCAAUAGCUUUUUACUUCUGGGGAUCUUAUUUU
Molecule: messenger RNA, 4808 nt
Organism: Monopterus albus (swamp eel)
Lineage: Eukaryota; Metazoa; Chordata; Actinopteri; Synbranchiformes; Synbranchidae
Product: ephrin type-A receptor 3-like
Exons: 19
Coding region: 61-3033 (990 amino acids)
Biological process (GO): protein phosphorylation; ephrin receptor signaling pathway; axon guidance
Cellular component (GO): plasma membrane; dendrite
Molecular function (GO): ATP binding; transmembrane-ephrin receptor activity; protein binding
Source: RefSeq, a predicted model, not a curated record